Messenger RNA from Papilio xuthus (Asian swallowtail), 4027 nucleotides. RefSeq names its product cytoplasmic dynein 2 heavy chain 1-like. Lineage: Eukaryota; Metazoa; Arthropoda; Insecta; Lepidoptera; Papilionidae. The transcript has 25 exons. The annotation marks the transcript as partial. Gene Ontology annotation, molecular function: dynein light intermediate chain binding; dynein intermediate chain binding. Gene Ontology annotation, cellular component: axonemal dynein complex. Gene Ontology annotation, biological process: microtubule-based movement. The record is from RefSeq and is a predicted model, not a curated record.
AUUUUGCAAGAUUUUUAUGGUCUUUUAAUAAUUAUUUAUAACUACCCUCAAUAUCUCUACUACUUAAAUUACAUAAAAUAACUAAUUAAUGUACUUAUUGAUUUCUUCAUAGGUUAAAUGGGAAAAUUUUCAUAAACUAAUUAAUAAAAUGUAGCUUGUGCUAGUAACAAUGGCGAAAAUACGUGAAUUUGUAAUAAGUACCGCUGAACCUUUUUACAAUUUGCCUGAUUUAAAGUUAAAUGAUAAAGCUGAAGAUGCUUUAUAUGAUUUUAUACAUAAUUCUCAAACAUAUUUGCUUCAAACCAAAUUGAAUAAAGAUAUCUUGGACCUGACCACUCAAAUACAAUGUGACAUACAAAAAUCAAUUAUUUUUUACAAGACAUCACCAGUAGACCUGUCAAAACAAGAAAGCAUAAAUAAUAUCAACAUUAUAACAAUAACUACAGGGGCAGCCGAAUCUUUAUAUCAGAUUUUGAGACAAAUAUUUAGUCCAUUAUUAAGUCUGGGUGAUGAUUUGUAUACGAACAAAUUACAAAAGAACCUUACAGAUUUGGAAACUAAUUUAAGAAUAUUGACCCAUGGCAAAAAUAAUGCAAAUAUUAAUGUUAUUUUGUCAAUAGAAGAUGAAGUUGAUUAUUGGAGAGCAAUGGCGGAUAAACGUGAGACAUUAAAGAAAGAAAGAGAGGCCGCCUCAAACUAUUGUGUGCUUUUUGAAGACAUUUGUGAAGAAAUAAAGUCAAUGCAGGCUAGUCCAGUUUAUGAGAUAAGAGAUAAUGCGGAAAACGUCGGUGGGAUUUUGGAUGACAUUUGGCGAUGCACCAUAUCACCGUAUUCUCAAGAUAGAAUGAUACACAUUUUCGACAUUAUUGGUCAUAUAAUUUGUAGUAUAACUCAAAAAAUAUUGAGUGGUGUUGAUCUGUGGAAGGUUCAUAAUAGUACCAAAGAUGAUGAAGUUUUGAAAUUGAUCAACGAAAGCCUUAACGUAACGCAGACAUGGAUUAGUGCGUGUCUGUCACUCACAGAGACAUACUGGCCGAACUACGCGCUACAUGCUUGGAGUGGUAAAAGCUAUGUACCACAGUUUUGUAUGAAUUUUCAGAAACGUGUGAAUGAGAUUCAUGACCUGCGUUCUAUACAUAAUCAGCUAAAUAAGCUGUUGACUAACAAAGAAAGAUCUGAAUUGAAAACUGAUGAAUUAUUCGAGCCUUUUACAAACAUAAAUAUUUGGAUUUGUAACGGAAAAAAUCCCGCGUGGGAAAAUGCUGUGCUGAGAUUCUCAUCAAACUUACGGCCAUCGGAAGCAAAAAUUGCUGAGAAGCUGAGACCACGCCUCCACAACACAUCUACCAAACAAAUGCUGUACGAGUUUAUGCGCUACAAGACUCUGAUAAACAGGCCAAUAGUGAAGCAGUCUCUGAGCGGCGAGCUGGAGAUUUUCGUAUCGUCACUGGCUUCGUUAAUACAGGGCGUACGCGAUCAGUUGGAGGCUGAGGACUUACAUAUCAAUAUGUACCAGCCUCCCGAGAUGUCGCCCCUCGUGCAGCAGAUACAGUGGGCCAAGCAGAUGGAGGCUAAGAUAAAAGAUAUACAGAUGUGCAAUGAAAACUAUUUAAAAGAGUUUCAAGGUAGCGAGCAGGUGUCUCGACUUGCUGAUAAAGUAUUGAAAGAUAUCAAAAACUUGUAUACGCAGCUCCACGAAGAAUGGUCCAGAGAUAUUCAGGCGCAAGUGAAGAGUGGGUCGCUGCAGCUGAGUGCAGAGAAGCCUGUGGUGCAGUUCUCUGCACAGAGCCGGCUGCUGGAGGUGAACUUCAAUCCGCGCCUCGUGUGGACGGAGCUGGAGGCGCGCGCGCUCGCCGCACUCGGCCUGCCCGCCCCGCACGCCGCGCACGCCAUUGAUACACUCGCCGACUCCUUGAAGUAUGCCCGCGAUCUGCAGCAGGUAGCAUCAUUCCACAACACCUUGGGCGAACGUAUGAUCCCGUCGACACGACCGAUGAUGCUGCAGGCGGCGCUGGACUUGGCCGCGCUGGUGCAGGAUCACAGGCCUGUCUACUGGAACGAUAUAGACCAGCUCGCCGACUAUACAGAGAAACUGAAGAAGAUGGUUCUCAAACUGGAAACGCAGAACUCAUACUUGACGAGUCAGCACAUCGCCAUCAGGAACAUUGUGGAAAAACUGAUGGAUACCGAGCUGCUCCUCAAGCAAGCUGAUUGGAAAAAGAACAUCAAACAUAUUAGAGAUAUCAUUGAAAAGGUGGAAAGCGAAGGCUACAAGAACAGUGAGCAGUGGCGGUCGCACUGGGACUGGCAGCUGUGCAAGGCGCUGGAGUGCCAGUACAUCAAAACCCUGCUCUCCCUCCACACGCACUUCCCGCACGUCAGGGUCGAUCUCGUCUUACGCGGUCGCAUGGUGGUGUCUCAGCCGGGGCUGGAGGAGGUGCGCGUGCAGCACUACCACCAGCUGCGCCGCCUCGUCUCCCUGCCCGCGCACUUCCUCGCCCUCAGCACCGCCCUCCACAACAAGCAAUCUAUAUUUGCAUCUAUCGUUGAUAAACACAGCUGGUUGGGCAACAAGGCGGUGCAGCAGCUGGAGAGUGUGCUGUCAGCACUGCAGGCUACGUGCGAGAUGUGGACGCGGCGGCUGGCGCUGGCCUGCGUGCCCGACCUGGACGCACUGUGCGCGGACACGCUGCAGCUGCCUGAACACUGGGAGACCAACUUUAAAGCCUGCAAGGCGUACGGGCAGGCCGUCGCUAAGAUGACUUUCGAGGAUGAGAAGAUAUCAUGGAUAACGGUGGGCACGGCGACAUUGCGGCGCGAGUUCGAAGCGCAGACCCGCAACCUGUGGGCGUGUCUGAUGUCCUCCUUGCAGACCAGCUGUAGGAACGACUGCGCUGACCUGGACGCCUUCGUCGCUAAUGCCACGCUUAUGCUGGAUAACAAACCACUGCCUAAGAAUGCCAAAGAACUAGCUGAGAUAAGCUUCAAACACCAGGCGUUGCAGGAAAAGUUGCCUGAAUUAGAAGAAAUGGUGGAUAAUUUGAAAAGAAAAGGCCACAUGUUACGCACAUGGGGUGGCGACCAAUUCGUCGACCACACUGUGAAGGAAUGGCAAAAGAUCCGAGAGCAAAUGUUAGCGCAGCAGCAAAUGUUUCAGCAUCAGGCGGAAAUAGUAAAAUCAAGUCUGAAAGGAGAAUGGGAGAACCUUAACACAAGUGUGGAGGCGUGGGUGUCCCGCUGGGGGCAGGCCAGGUCGCGCCUGCAGAGUGCGCAGGGCGCGGACUAUACUGAAAUGCUUGGUCGCUGUCACUCCGUCUUCGAAGCUCAACAGCAAUGGGAAAAAUAUUUGUCCGAGAAAGACGAAUUGAUGAAAGAAUGUAAAAAGUUCAAUAUGGAUGUUACAACAUCUGAUACUUGGAAUGAAGCUGAGAAACUUAUGAAGGAGUUUGUGGAUCUGUGGGCCGUCUUCAAAGAGUAUAACGAAGAAUAUGAAUCUAUUGGUGAACAAGAAUGGUUGGUGUUUCAAAAGAAGUUGCAUUUAUUAGAUGAAUUCUGCAGCAAGUGGUGCGCGCGUCUCGAGCCUUACACCUCUGUCACAUUGUUCCUAAAACAUACACUAGAUAGAUAUAACGAUCUAACCAUAUCACUAAAGUACUUACGAGGGUCUGAGUUCACUGAGCAUCACUGGAGGGAAGUGUUCAGUCUGCUAGACGUCGAGUACAGGCCACCGGAAACACUGAAACUUAAGGAUUUAUUGAACGCUGCCGAUAACAUCAAGAAACAUAUUAAAGCUUUACAGAAAAUAAGUUCAUCUGCAUCCAACGAGUCAGCAGUGAGAAGUGCGCUGAACGAGCUGGAGGUGUGGUUUGCGGGCGCGCGGCUCGCCCUCGCCGCACACACGGACAAGGCCAAGCGACCUGUCACCAUCGUCAAAGAUUUCAAUGAUAUACUUAAUAAGAUCGAAGAGAAGCAAUGGGUGGUGUCGUCAGUGGGUGGGGGCGGAGUCGGGGGCGGGGGCGAGGCGUGC